Messenger RNA from Aedes aegypti (yellow fever mosquito), 675 nucleotides. RefSeq names its product 40S ribosomal protein S11 (gene RpS11). Gene Ontology annotation, cellular component: ribosome; cytosolic small ribosomal subunit. Gene Ontology annotation, molecular function: structural constituent of ribosome. Gene Ontology annotation, biological process: translation. Lineage: Eukaryota; Metazoa; Arthropoda; Insecta; Diptera; Culicidae. The transcript has 4 exons. Bases 116 to 574 code for a protein of 152 amino acids. The record is from RefSeq and is a predicted model, not a curated record.
UUUUCUUGACGGAGCCGGCCCACCGGACUGUCACCAGUGUCAAAACACCAACCGAACUGUCAAAGUUUGCGUUCGACUGUUUCCUGCGUUUCCGUCUUUCUUUCCCAACGUCAAGAUGGCUGAUCAGAACGAGCGUGCGUUCCAGAAGCAAAACGGUGUCAACCUGAACCGUAAACAGGUCAACAAGAAGAAGGGUCUGCGCCUGCACCACAGCAUCGGUCUCGGAUUCAAGACCCCCAAGGAGGCCAUCGCCGGUACCUACAUCGACAAGAAAUGCCCCUUCACCGGACACAUCGCCAUCCGUGGCCGCAUCCUGACCGGAGUGGUCCGUAAGAUGAAGAUGCAGCGGACGAUUGUGAUCCGUCGUGACUAUCUGCACUUCAUCCGCAAGUACGACCGUUUCGAGAAGCGCCACCGGAACCUGAGCGUGCAUCUGUCGCCGUGCUUUAGAGACGUUGAGGCCGGAGAUAUCGUGACCGUUGGCGAGUGCCGACCCCUGUCCAAAACCGUGCGCUUCAAUGUGCUGAAGGUGAGCAAGCUCGCCGGAGCCAAGAAGAAGUUCAACAAGUUCUAAUAUGCUAAGCGUGAGAAGAAUACGAGAGGCGGUAUGUUGUAACGGAAAGUGGAUGCAAGGAGAGAAAUAAAUUCCAUUGGAAAAAAAUCUAACACCGGAAA